Solanum tuberosum (potato) is the source of this 2106-nucleotide messenger RNA. RefSeq lists its product as uncharacterized. The coding region runs from base 97 to 1854 and encodes 585 amino acids. The record is from RefSeq and is a predicted model, not a curated record. Gene Ontology annotation, biological process: chromosome condensation; negative regulation of DNA recombination; nucleosome assembly. The transcript is spliced from 3 exons. Lineage: Eukaryota; Viridiplantae; Streptophyta; Magnoliopsida; Solanales; Solanaceae. Gene Ontology annotation, molecular function: double-stranded DNA binding; nucleosomal DNA binding. Gene Ontology annotation, cellular component: nucleosome; nucleus; nucleolus.
UCUAAACCCAAUAAUUAAAAAAAAAUCCUAAUUUUCUUAAUAAACUCUCUAAACAGAAUUUCUGAAAACUUCUCCAAACAGGGAAUACCAGCAGUUAUGAAUCCAUCAACACAUCAAAAUGGUGGCCAAAACCCUAAUGUGCUGCAGCAGCAGAAGGAGAAGAUGAAGCAGAAGAAGGAGCAGAUGUCAAUGAAGAAGUUGAGAGAAGCAGUCUUCAAUUUGGCCAACAGUGAACCAAAUGUGCGAUUAUCAGAGAAGCAAAAAGUAGCUCUUCAACAACGCAUUUCACAAUUCUUCUCUCGUCUUACUACUCCUGAUCAUCCUCCGUAUGCUUGGAUGAUUGAAAAGGCCUUGCAAGAAUUGAAGGAAAAAGGGGGUUCCAGUGAAGACUCAAUAUCUGAGUUUAUUAUGAAAGAACAUGCCAGUUUGCCAUAUGCUCAUAUGACUAUGCUGAAACAUCAUCUACAGAAAAUGACUGAAAAGGGAGAAAUCCGUAUGAUUGGAGGACGGUUUUUGCUUCCUGGUGAUUGCGAAAGCGUGGUUCCAAAGAAAAAAAGAAAGAGGAAGAAAAAGGGGAAGUCGGUUAUUAAAAAAAAGCAGUCGGGGCAGAAGGAAAAGGAGGAAAAGCAUGAUGAUGUGGAAGUUGUUGGAGAACAGAAGGAUUUGGAUGAACAACAAAAUGAUGUCACUGUUGAUGAAAAUCGUGGGCAAGAAAAUCAAAUACAUGAAGAAUAUUUGGAGUCGAAUGAGCAUCGUAAUGCACCGAGCACAGAUAAAGAAGAUGGGCAAUUAAGUGACCAGAAAAAUUCUGUAACUGGAAAUAAAGUUGUUUGUGGAAGAGUUCUAAGGAGUACAAUACAUAAGCAGAAAGGGAAAGAACAACUUGAUUUUACUGGAGGAUCACUGCAAUCCUCCAUUGCUGCUGAGAGUGCUAUAGGUUGUAAUUCGGAGUUGCAGCUAUCGCAGCUUAGUCUCAGCACAGUUGAGGAAACAGCUGAUAUUAGUAACUUAUAUCCACAAGAAAUUCUGGAAAAUGAACAACCUGGUGAUGACCUGCCUCUACUUUUAAGUCCUGAAGUACCUCCAGGUUUUGAGCUUGUGGUGGUGGAGGAUGCCACAGAAAAUAAAGCACAUACCUCUUCGUCAGUAGGUUUGGAUUUACCAAAAGAAGACCAUGUUAUGCCUCAGAGUUCUGACAAACCUAGUGAAGAGGAGGCUGUUGUUGAGGAUCUGUUGAAGACUAAGAAGCAGAAAAAGAAGCACCAUGGCUGGCAGCAAACAAAUAGGCCAAUGACCAGGGCGCUAGCGAAAGGAACAGUAACUUUAAAUGAACAGCCUAGGUCAGGUAGAAACAGAAAACAAUUACAGUUAGCUAUGGAGAGCUCAUCAGAUCGUGCACAAAGACAACUGAAGCGCUGGAGCAAAAGCCCGGUUGAACCUAAAUCAGUAAUUACCUCUAAACUGAAACAAUUGGCAUUGUGUGACUCAGCGGAUCAACAGUUAGUACUUAUGGAAGAGCCUUUAAGCUUCUCUAAACCAUUAUGUAUCUCAGCGGAUCAACAUGUAGUACAGAUGGAAGAGCCAUUGGCAUUGGCAAUAAGUGAGGAGGCAUUGAUUUUGACUGAUCCUCAACAAGAGGUGCAAUUGAAGCAGCCAAAAGUUAAGCGUCGUGGGAGGUCUCUCAAGGGCAAGGAGGAUGUGGCUGAUCCAGAUACUACACUUUUGAAGGAUGUAGGAUCAUCCAAGAAGCUAACAAAGAAACAAACUCAUCGAGGUGUAGGAAUGCACAGUAAAGUGAGCAUUGCAGUUCCUUCAUUCUCUCUUAUGACGACAAAAGGUCUAUACUUAAGUUAGGGUGUAUAUGAAGAAAUUAUUGGUGGAAACACGAAUCCAGAUUAGUCGGGUUGGUGAGUAGCAGAUACCGGAUGGUUAUACCAAAAGGCGAAGUGUAUAUGAAGCUCUCUCUUGGAUAUGUUUUAUUUCUCAAAUUGGAAUUUCAGUUAGCAUAUUUUAGUUUUAUCAGAAUCAGGACCUUUUCUUCAUAUGUAAAGGCCAGAUUUAUUUCUUUCAGUUAUUGUUUUGUUUAAAACUUGGAUUUCUUAUAAU